CAUACAUUAGCGGCAGGGCAGGUGCAGAGGAGCAGAGAGGAGCAGCAGCGGGGAAGGCACUGGCUCACCAUGGCUCCCGCACUCACCGCACUCAAUCGCUGCUUCGUCCUGGGGAUGUGGCUGCUGGUCACUGCGGGGACAGCCUUCUCCCAGGAAGUACAGGCUGAGAAUGUCACUGUGGUGGAGGGUGGCACCGCGGAGAUCAGCUGCAAUCUGCACCAGUACGAUGGCUCCAUUGUGGUUAUCCAGAAUCCUGUUCGGCAAACUCUAUUCUUCAAUGGAACACGAGCGUUGAAGGACACACGGUUUCAGCUGGUGGAGUUCACCCAAAAAGAAGUGAAGAUUCAUCUGUCAGAUGCCAAGUUGGACGAUGAGGGUGGAUACUUCUGCCAGCUCUACACUGAGGAUACACAUCAUCAGAUCGCCACACUCACAGUGCUAGUUCCCCCAGAUAAUCCUUUAGUGGAGGUAAAAGAACAGGCUGUGGAGGGAGGAGAGAUUGAGCUCACUUGCAUCUCCCCUCGAACAAAACCGGCAGCCACACUACGCUGGUACCGAGACCGCAAGGAACUGAAAGGAUUCACCAGCAAGCAGGAGAACAUAAAGACCUUCAGCAUCACCAACAGCAUCCGCUUCAAAGUAGACCGGAAGGAUGAUCGGGAUAUAGUUACCUGCGAGGCGUCACACCCAGCUUUAAAGGGGCAGAAGAAACAGACUCAGUAUGAACUGGACGUGCAGUUUUCCCCCACGGCCAACAUUCAGCCUUCCCAAAGCCUUGUGAGAGAUGGAGACGAGCUGAACCUGAAAUGCGAGGUCACAGGGAAUCCAAGGCCGACUGAAAUUAUUUGGACACGUCUUAACGACUCAUUAUCGGAACGAGCACAAAUCCAGGGUGAUCUUCUGAGUUUCCCUUCACUCAGCCUGCAGGACAAUGGAACCUACAGCUGCCAGGUCUCUAACAAGCAUGGGCGUUCCUCUGAUCAAUAUGUACUGGUGGUGUAUGACCCUGGAGCAAUAAUUGAGGCACAGACUCAAGUUCCAUAUGCUGUGAUUGGAGGGAUCUUGGCACUUCUCGUCUUCCUUGUAAUCUGCAUCCUAAUCGUCAUGGUCUGGUGUUCUGUCCGACAGAAAGGUUCGUACCUGACACAUGAAGCAAGUGGAUUGGAUGAACACGGGGAAGCUCGAGAGGCAUUUAUAAAUGGCGGCGAGAACCACAAGAGAAAGGAGGAGUUUUUUAUUUAAAAAAAAAAGACACACAAGAAAAAAAAUGUCCCAACACAGUAUUAAUAACCUGAAUUUUUUUUUAUUUUAUCUUACCUUUGCAGGGUGGGGAUUUGGGGAGGUUACAAAAGAGGAAAGUCUAGAGAACGGUUAGAUAACAAAAGCAUAACACCUCCGAUGCCUUGGGGCUGAGUGGCGAAUGAACUUUUGCUGAAG
Xenopus laevis (African clawed frog) is the source of this 1437-nucleotide messenger RNA. RefSeq names its product cell adhesion molecule 4 S homeolog (gene cadm4.S). NCBI's taxonomy places the organism in Eukaryota, Metazoa, Chordata, Amphibia, Anura, Pipidae. The transcript has 9 exons. The record is from RefSeq and is a predicted model, not a curated record. The coding region runs from base 70 to 1242 and encodes 390 amino acids.